CUCUGGACUCGCAUUGAUGCUUCUCGGUGUUGUCUUGCGUGCUCUCCCGUGCCGGAGUGAAUUUUAUCCCCGGACUGCCUGGUGACAGAACAUCGCAGUUGUACCGCUUUGGGAGCAAAAUAUGGAAUGUGUUUCACUGCUGACCGAAGGCAGCCAAAUGAACAGUAUUUAUAGUAGUUUGAAAAUCAGCAGUUAGCAGUUUCUUCACAUUCUAACACUACCGAGCACUUUCCAGAGAGAACUCAUUGUUUACAAGAAAUCUGCUUUCCAAAUCCGUUACGGUGCCCUCCAGCCUUGACUAUUAACUAUUUGCAAAGGGGAAGCUAAUCUACGGUUUGGGGAAAGAUGGCAAUGGAUGAGUACCUGUGGAUGGUCAUUGUGGGUUUUAUCAUUGCUUUUAUUUUAGCCUUUUCGGUUGGUGCAAAUGAUGUUGCCAAUUCUUUCGGAACGGCUGUGGGCUCUGGUGUCGUUACUUUACGCCAGGCUUGCAUUUUGGCUUCAGUUUUUGAAACCACUGGCUCAGUAUUACUGGGAGCAAAAGUAGGAGAAACGAUUCGGAAGGGUAUCAUUGAUGUUAACCUGUACAACAACACUGUCCCGCUGCUGAUGGCAGGAGAAGUGAGUGCAAUGGUUGGUUCUGCUGUUUGGCAGCUGAUUGCAUCGUUCUUGAAACUCCCGAUAUCGGGGACCCAUUGCAUCGUAGGUGCUACGAUUGGAUUUUCUCUGGUGGCAAUUGGCACGCAGGGAGUCCAGUGGAUGCAGCUUGUCAAGAUUGUUGCCUCUUGGUUUAUUUCCCCACUGUUAUCUGGCUUGAUGUCUGGAGUCCUCUUUGUGCUAAUCAGAUUCUUCAUUUUAAACAAGGAAGACCCUGUGCCCAACGGUCUCCGCGCACUUCCAGUGUUUUAUGCUGCUACCAUAGCUAUUAACGUGUUUUCCAUCAUGUACACGGGGGCACCAGUACUGGGACUGGUACUGCCAAUGUGGGCCAUUGCUCUAAUAUCGGUCGGCGUAUCCUUAGUAUUUGCCAUCUUAGUCUGGAUUUUUGUGUGUCCCUGGAUGAAGAGAAAAAUAGAAAGCCGGUUAAAGAAAGAUGCUGCACUGUCAAGGAUAUCAGAUGAAAGUCUUGAUAAAAUUCAAGAUGAAGAAACACCAGUCUUUAAAGAGCUUCCUGGUGCCAAAGCAUCUGACGAGAGCACGAUUCCCCUUACUGGCUCAGUACCAGAAGCUGCUGGGGCAUCAGAUACUAUUGCAAAUGGAAACCAUCCACGCGUACCGUAUGGGAGGGCGUUUUCGAUGACGCACACCUCGGUGAAAUCACCUGUUUCCAACGGCACCUUCAGCUUCGACGGCCAGAUGAGGAGCGACGGCCACGUUUAUCACACUGUGCACAAGGACUCAGGUUUAUACAAAGACUUGCUCCACAAAAUACACCUGGACAGGGCCACCGAUGAGAGGCCCGCUCAAGAAAACAACUACAAACUGUUACGACGCAACAACAGUUACACUUGUUACACAGCUGCUAUUUGUGGCAUGCCCGUGCAUUCCUCCUUUAAGGCAGCGGAUACAUCAACUCCAGAGGACAGUGAGAAGUUGGUGGGUGACACUGUUUCCUACUCCAAGAAGCGAGUUCGCUAUGACAGCUACUCCAGCUAUUGCAACGCAGUGGCCGAGGCAGAGAUCGAGGCGGAGGAAGGCGGGGUGGAGAUGAAGUUGGCCUCUGAACUCGCAGAUCCUAACCGGCCCCCAGUUGAUCCCGUGGAAGAGGAUAAGGAAGAGAAAGACACGUCUCAGGUCCAUCUACUUUUCCACUUCCUCCAGAUCUUAACAGCCUGCUUUGGAUCCUUUGCCCAUGGAGGUAAUGAUGUCAGCAAUGCAAUCGGUCCCCUCGUCGCGCUCUGGCUUAUCUACGAGCAAGGUGGUGUAAUGCAAGAGGCGUCGACUCCCGUCUGGCUGCUGUUUUAUGGGGGUGUUGGAAUCUGUGUGGGUCUCUGGGUCUGGGGUAGAAGAGUUAUCCAGACCAUGGGUAAAGACCUCACUCCAAUCACACCGUCAAGUGGAUUUUGCAUUGAAGUAAUGUGUGCGCUAACGGUACUUGUAGCCUCAAAUGUGGGUAUUCCAAUAAGCUCCACCCAUUGCAAGGUCGGCUCCGUGGUGGCCGUCGGCUGGAUCCGCUCCAAGAAAGCCGUCGACUGGCGCCUUUUCCGCAACAUCUUCCUGGCGUGGUUUGUGACUGUGCCGGUGGCCGGCUUGUUCAGCGCUGGGGUGAUGGCGCUGCUGAUGUACGGGAUCCUGCCUUACGUCUGAAGAGCCUCCGCCGCUGGGAAAAGGGGAAAUGGCCAAGCUACUACCGAGGGGAGAAGCGUUCCCGUGAAAGCACCAGUCGGAGAGGAUCCAUCUUCCAUAUCUAACUUCUUAUCUACUGUACAUAACAAUGUGUCAUAUUGGUGACAUGGUGAUGUGGUGCCAUUUCUUAUAUAUUAAAGAAAUAUAUAUGCAUAUAGUAGGUAACAAUACCUAAGUUAUAUUAUCAGUGGGGUGAAAAUAAUUGCCUAGAAUUUAAUAUUUAGUAAAAUUUGUACAUAGUGUAUCAUUUUGGUGGCAAUUUUUUAAUCUUUUGAAGAAGAGUAUGGAUUAGGAAAUGUUUCUUGUCCAUUUGAUAUAAGAAGAAGCGAGGUACAGGACUGCGUAACACAUGACUUUUUUUAAAGCUAUUAAGAUACUGGAACAAAAUAAAAUGUGCGGAAGUGCGUUUCAUAAAAUAACUUUGUUCAUA
Molecule: messenger RNA, 2773 nt
Organism: Gavia stellata (red-throated loon)
Lineage: Eukaryota; Metazoa; Chordata; Aves; Gaviiformes; Gaviidae
Gene: SLC20A2
Product: solute carrier family 20 member 2
Exons: 11
Coding region: 346-2304 (652 amino acids)
Biological process (GO): phosphate ion transmembrane transport
Cellular component (GO): membrane
Molecular function (GO): phosphate transmembrane transporter activity
Source: RefSeq, a predicted model, not a curated record